Messenger RNA from Callorhinus ursinus (northern fur seal), 2460 nucleotides. Its product is annotated as protocadherin gamma-A3-like. Gene Ontology annotation, cellular component: plasma membrane. Gene Ontology annotation, biological process: homophilic cell-cell adhesion. Gene Ontology annotation, molecular function: calcium ion binding. The record is from RefSeq and is a predicted model, not a curated record. Lineage: Eukaryota; Metazoa; Chordata; Mammalia; Carnivora; Otariidae.
UUCACCAAAGAGGAAAUGACAAAAUAUCUGAGAUUCAAACACCGCAGGGGACUGACCCUGCUGUGCGUGCUUCUGGGGACGCUGUGCAAGACUGGAUCCGGGCAGAUCCACUACUCAGUGCAGGAGGAGCUGGACAAAGGCUCCUUUGUGGGCAACAUCUCCAAGAACCUGGAACUUGAGCCCUGGGAGCUGGCGGAGCGUGGAGUCCGCAUCGUCUCCAGAGGUAGGACACAGCUCUUUGCUUUGAACCUGCAAAGCGGCAGCUUGGUCACGGCAGGCAGGAUAGACCGGGAGGAGCUCUGCGCUCAGAGCGCACUGUGUCUGGUAAAAUUUAACAUCCUGGUUGAAGACAAAUUGAAAAUUUUUGAAGUAGAAAUAGAAAUUAAAGACAUUAAUGAUAAUGCUCCUGAUUUUCUAACAGAGGAAUUGUUAAUAAAAAUUGGUGAACUAACGGCUCCUGGAACUCGAUUUCCACUUAAGACUGCAUUUGACCCAGAUGUGGGCACGAACUCCCUUCAGAACUACCACCUCAGCCCCAAUGACUACUUUUCCCUGGCUGUGAAGCAUGUCUCUGAUGGGGCCAAGUACCCAGAGCUGGUGCUGGAGAGGGCUCUGGACCGUGAGCAAAAGAAAGUUCACCAGCUUGUCCUCAUUGCUUCUGAUGGUGGAAACCCUGUCCACUCUGGCAACUUGUGCAUCCAAGUGAUAGUUCUGGAUGCAAAUGACAACCCACCAGUAUUUACUCAAACUGAAUAUCAAGUAAGUGUUCCAGAGAACUUGCCAGUGGGUACCACGCUGCUCACGGUAAAUGCCACUGACCCUGACGAAGGAUUCAAUGCUCAAGUGUCCUAUAUUCUAGAUAAAAUGCCUGGAAACGUCGCUCAGAUGUUUGAUCUCAAUUCAGUGACUGGAGAUAUAUCAAUUUUAAAAAGUCUAGAUUAUGAGGAUGCUACAUUUUAUGAAAUUAAAAUUGAAGCACAAGAUGGACCUGGUCUCCUUUCAAGAGCUAAGAUAUUAGUCACAGUUCUGGAUGUGAAUGACAAUGCCCCAGAAAUUAUAAUCACUUCUCUUACUGGAUCAGUCCCAGAAGAGGCUACUGCUGGAAGAGAGAUUGCCCUUAUCAAUGUGCAUGACCGGGAUUCUGGGCAAAAUGGGCAAGUCACAGUUUUUGUCCUGGGAAAUAUGCCAUUUAAUUUAGAAAAAUCAAUAGACCAAUAUUACCGCUUAAUGACAGCCAGAUCUCUAGACCGUGAACAGGUGUCUGAAUAUAACAUCACUCUCAGAGCCAUAGAUGGAGGAAAUCCCCCACUGUCCACGAGUACUCAUAUCACUCUGCAUGUUGCAGACAUCAAUGACAACCCACCUGCCUUUAGUCAGUCCUCCUACUCUGCCUACAUUCCUGAAAACAACCCCAGGGGAGCUUCCAUCUUCUGUGUGACUGCCCAGGAUCCCGACAGUAUCCACAAUGCCCACAUCACUUAUGCACUGACUGAGGAUACUAUCCAGGGAGCGCCUCUCUCCACCUAUGUCUCCAUCAAUUCUGACACUGGUGUCCUGUAUGCGCUCCGUUCCUUUGACUAUGAGCAGGUUAGAGACCUACAGCUAUUGGUGACAGCCAGUGACAGUGGGAACCCUCCACUCAGCAGCAAUGUGUCAUUGAGCAUAUUUGUGCUGGACCAGAAUGACAAUGCGCCGGAAAUCCUGUACCCCGCCCUCCCCACCGACGGUUCUACCGGCGUGGAGCUGGCGCCCCGCUCCGCAGAGCCCGGCUACCUGGUCACCAAAGUGGUAGCGGUGGACAGAGACUCGGGCCAGAACGCCUGGCUGUCCUACCGCCUGCUCAAGGCGAGCGAGCCAGGGCUCUUCGCGGUGGGGCUGCACACGGGCGAGGUGCGCACGGCGCGGGCCCUGCUGGACAGAGACGCGCUCAAGCAGAGCCUGGUGGUGGCGGUGCAGGACCACGGCCAGCCCCCUCUCUCGGCCACCGUCACGCUCACCGUGGCCGUGGCCGACAGCAUCCCAGCCGUCCUGGCCGAUCUGGGCAGCAUCAGGACCCCCGCCGACCCAGACGAUUCGGACCUCACGCUGUAUCUGGUGGUGGCGGUGGCGGCAGUCUCGUGCGUCUUCCUGGCCGUUGUCAUCGUGCUGCUGGCGCUCAGGCUGAGGCGCUGGCACGCGUCGCGUCUGCUCCAGGCUUCCGGAGGCGGGCUGGUGGGCGUGCCGGCCUCGCACUUUGUGGGCGUGGACGGGGUGCGGGCUUUCCUGCAGACCUAUUCCCACGAGGUCUCCCUGACCGCGGACUCGCGAAAGAGUCACGUGAUCUUCCCCCAGCCCAACUACGCGGACACGCUCAUCAGCCAGGAGAGCUGUGAGAAAAGUGAGUCCUUCCUGGUAUCUCAAGAUUUACUGCAAACGAAAGGAGACCCCAACCUACUUCAGGUAAGUUUAUUUCUUUCUUGA